GAUUCCCACAAUAAAUGUUGUCUUUCCGUCCCCAGUGUUUCCGCUGACCUGUGCCGUGCAGAAUUAUGCGUGGGGGAAGCUGGGGCUGGACAGCGAGGUGGCCAAACUCGUGUUGGGGGGGGACCCGGUCGCUGUGGUUGAGGAGGGCAAGCCCUAUGCAGAGCUGUGGAUGGGUGCCCACCCAAAAGGAGAUGCGCAGAUCAAAGACAACCGGAUCGCUCAGACCACGCUGGGCGAGUGGAUCGCACACUUCCCCGCCUGCCUGGGCUCCAAGGUCAAAGACACCUUCCAGGGUCAGCUGCCCUUCCUCUUCAAGGUCCUGUCUGUCAACACAGCCCUGUCCAUACAGGCACACCCCAACAGA
Messenger RNA from Notothenia coriiceps (black rockcod), 364 nucleotides. RefSeq names its product mannose-6-phosphate isomerase-like. Gene Ontology annotation, cellular component: cytosol. The record is from RefSeq and is a predicted model, not a curated record. The transcript has 2 exons. NCBI's taxonomy places the organism in Eukaryota, Metazoa, Chordata, Actinopteri, Perciformes, Nototheniidae. Gene Ontology annotation, biological process: GDP-mannose biosynthetic process. The annotation marks the transcript as partial. Gene Ontology annotation, molecular function: mannose-6-phosphate isomerase activity; zinc ion binding.